This is a messenger RNA of Acanthopagrus latus (yellowfin seabream), 2146 nucleotides long. Its product is annotated as vasopressin V2 receptor-like. Gene Ontology annotation, biological process: G protein-coupled receptor signaling pathway; regulation of systemic arterial blood pressure by vasopressin; positive regulation of vasoconstriction. Gene Ontology annotation, cellular component: membrane. Gene Ontology annotation, molecular function: peptide binding; vasopressin receptor activity. The record is from RefSeq and is a predicted model, not a curated record. The transcript is spliced from 2 exons. NCBI's taxonomy places the organism in Eukaryota, Metazoa, Chordata, Actinopteri, Spariformes, Sparidae. Bases 34 to 1383 code for a protein of 449 amino acids.
UUUGUUUCAGUGCAUGUACAGCAGAGCAGACUCAUGACACUUCCAUGUGCUCGGCACCGUGAGAAUACUUUGUGUGUGUGCAGGAGUGAGGCUGCUCCUCCUCCUGCACACAUGAGGAGAUAUAAAGCCCCCUCUCCCUCUACUCCAGUUGCGCCUCAGUGGACGCUCUCAACACUUGUUGCUCACUUCGAAAUUCUCCCACAUCCUUUUUUUUUCCCAUCCCCAAGAUGUCUGCACGUAAGCUGGAUUCACCUGGAGUUGUUGUGUAACAGUGUUCAGCUUCUCUUUGUGGUUUUUGGGGGUGAAAGCAUGGCUUGGUUCAGAGCAAACACGAGUAACAUCACUUCGGAGAGCGCUCUGUCCGAGGAUGAGCCGCGGGAUGAGCGCUUGGCUCAGUUGGAAAUAGCUCUUCUCUCCAUCAUCUUCAUCUUGGCAGCCAUCCUGAACAUCGGGGUUUUGUUGGUGCUGCUGAAGCGGAGGAAGCAGCUCUCCAGGAUGCGCGUCUUCGUUUUCCACCUGUGCGUCGCCGAUCUGGUGGUCACAUUCUUCCAAGUUUGUCCGCAACUCAUGUGGGACAUCACGGACAGAUUCGUGGGUCCGGAUGCUUUGUGUCGUGCAGUGAAGUACCUCCAAGUGGUCGGGAUGUUUGCUUCAACAUACAUGAUAGUGGUGAUGACCAUAGACAGAUAUCAAGCCAUCUGCAACCCCAUGGUGACGUUCCAGCGUGGCAGGGCGCGCUGGAACGCUCCGGUGUGCGCAGCCUGGUGCGUAUCUUUCAUCGGCAGCCUCCCGCAGAUCUUCAUCUUCUCUCGGGUGGAGGUCGCCCCUGGAGUGUACGACUGCUGGGCGCAGUUCAUAAAGCCGUGGGGACCGAGAGCGUACGUGACCUGGACCACGCUGGUGAUCUUCGUGCUGCCCGUUCUCACCGUGACAGUGUGCCAGGUGCGCAUCUGCCGCACCGUGCACUUCAACUUUCACAUGAAGACGCAACACGUCGGAGAGGUGGUCAGUAAGUCGCUGUCCUCCAGGGCCAGCAGCGUGGCAGGGGUGUCCAAGGCCAGGGUGAAGACGGUGAAGAUGACCGUGGUCAUCGUGCUCGCCUACAUCGUCUGCUGGACGCCUUUCUUCACCGUGCAGCUGUGGUCCGUCUGGGACGUGGAGGCGCCCACUCAUACUGCGACCUUCACCAUCCUGAUGCUGCUGGCCAGCCUGAACAGCUGUGCGAACCCCUGCAUCUACCUGCUGUUCAGCUGGAAGCUGCCGAGGGGGCUGGUGGCCCUGAUGUGUGGGGGUGAGUCCGACAUGAGGGAGUCCAUCCAGGACGAAGCCACCAUGGUCAGCUCCCUGUACAUCAGCCUCAAGAGCCUGUCGGACAGCAGAUGAAAGCAGUGACGGCACGGACGUGUUUUUCCUACCUCAGGACCAGGAGUCGCUGAAAUACCCUUAAUAAAUGUGAGGACAAACAUUAUAGCAGAGCUUCACGUCUCUGCAGUAACAGUAUAUGGUAGCAAGACCUACAUAUUACAGGGAGGACAUUGAGUAUUACAAGUGUCCAUAAAGUCACAAUUACUUAAGCAUUUUUCAAGCCAUGCCGAUGAUUUGGUACAAGAAAUGUUGGCCCACCACUUGGGUCAAGACUGAAACAUCUCAACUAGUGAAUCAGUUGUCAUGUUAUGUUAUACAGACAUUCAUAAUCCUACUGACUUUGAAGAUACCCAUACAUGACCUCACAGCACCACUAGGGAGUCCAGGCUUUCACUUUUUCAGUGUAAAUGUCAAAAUGUCUACUUGAUGGAUCGGCACACAAUUAUGUACAGAUUUUCAUGGUUCCCAGAGGAUGAAGUCUGUUGACUUUGGUGAUUCCAGACCUCCUCUCCAGCACCACCUGGAGGCCGACGUGCAGUUUUGAGUGACAUGUCUUCACAACAUUUUGGUUGGGCAGCCAUGAAAUUUGGGUCAGACAUUUGUGAUCCCCAGAGGAUGAAUUGUAAUGACUCUGGUGAAACCCUCAACCUUUCCUGUAGAGCCAUCAAGAGGUAGAAAUUCUACUAUGUGCAGUACUUUAGUUUAUGACCAAAUUGGCCGAUUUGCAAACCUAACACACACUGAACUAAGAUGGUGAACAUGGUAAACACCGUACCUGCUA